This is a messenger RNA of Diversispora eburnea, 1407 nucleotides long. Lineage: Eukaryota; Fungi; Glomeromycota; Glomeromycetes; Diversisporales; Diversisporaceae. The record is from the annotation of a GenBank genome assembly.
AUGACGAAGGUAGAGGAUGUUCUACCUACUGUUGCCAGCACAUCUUGCAAGUUUGGUACAUCCACACAAGACAGAGAUGCCGAAAUAACUGAAACUGUUGAAAAUGUUCCUCCCCUGCAAAAGGAACAAUCUAUAUCCAGUGGCACUUUGUCCAAAAUCUGGAUUAAGUAUGAUGACAGCCGACCAACUAGACUUAUCUUUAACGGAGAGAUUGUAGACGAUUUGAUAAGAGCGAUCAAGAAGGAACUGUCACCCGAUUUGGAUGAUGUGGCCAUUAACCGCAUUACUCUACGAAGACACGGUGAAGAAGAAGACUUGGAUUCUUGGCUAAAAGUGGAUGGUAGUUUUGAAAAUAAUGGUAAAUCACCUCUACAAGUCAUCGUAAAUUCACCUGAAUCAGAAGUUUUAAGUAAGGUUGUAAAAACAAUCCAGGAAGGAUUCUCCCAGUUUAAGCCUACUAUAACAAUCAAAGCAUCGAGUCUCUCGGAAAAUAGAGCAAGGGAUCUAGCGAGUAAACUUGGAUUAACAUCUUUGGAUUUUAAGGAUGCAUUAAAUUUACCAGAAGAUUUUCAUGUUCAGGAUGUCCAUAAUGAAAGUGAUUAUUGCCGACAUAUACCAAGUGCUAAUGUCACUUUAACAGGAGGUACUGAUAUUUCUAUUGGACCAAGCGAUACCCCCUGUGUUUGGGUUGAAACUGAGAAAAAGGAGGAGAAUUUUAAGGAAGAGGGCAAGAAACAACAUUUAACAUCAUCUAAAAUUAAUAAUCAUGGUAUUGCUUUGGCAAUAAUUAAACAGUUCGUACUUGAUGAAUGGAAAACUGUUCGAGAUGUAGUCGAGCCAAAUAUUAUAUAUCAAACAAAUUUACCCUUUCCACUUACAAAGAAAAUAAAGCUUGAACAUAUACCCGAAGAGGUUGAUGACAGAAUGUCAGACGUAAUCGAUAAUAUGACGGAAAAAGAAUUAUUUAAUAUGUCAAUGCGCAAGAGAUUAAAAUUAGCAAAAAUUCUUGUUAGUAUAGAGGAACAACCAAUUAUAGAUCAGUUUAUUAGUCAGUUUAGUGAUGAUUAUGAAAAUUCGUCACCAUUGAUAAUUUUAUUGAACAACGAAGAUUUCAAAGGACCAACAAGCCCUGCAUCUAGUGCCUCCAGUGAAUGCGAUUCAGAGACUAUAAUUGAUAAUGAUCAUCCAUACGAAUGCAAUUGGAUAGGUUGUGGAAAAGCAUUUUCAGAUCUCACUAGACAUAGAAGAAUUCACACCGUGAACGUCCAUAUAGAUGCGAAUGGAAUGGUUGCGGAAAGCAAUUUAUACAGCGUUCAGCAACUCAUACAGGAAAAAGGACUUAUGUAUGUAAGAAAAACGCAAAUAAAACAUGGACUUCAAAGACCACAAAAUUUAAAUUCAGAUUGA